Molecule: messenger RNA, 1277 nt
Organism: Dermacentor silvarum
Lineage: Eukaryota; Metazoa; Arthropoda; Arachnida; Ixodida; Ixodidae
Gene: Pu
Product: GTP cyclohydrolase 1
Exons: 7
Coding region: 557-1270 (237 amino acids)
Biological process (GO): tetrahydrobiopterin biosynthetic process; tetrahydrofolate biosynthetic process
Cellular component (GO): cytoplasm
Molecular function (GO): zinc ion binding; GTP cyclohydrolase I activity; GTP binding
Source: RefSeq, a predicted model, not a curated record
GGACGCCGGAAGCCGAACCAUCGCGCGCGCUUUCUCUCUCUCUCGGCGGGGAGUUUUUGUCACGGGAACGCGCGUGCUUGCGGAGAGUGCGCACAGCUGCCCGGCGUACGCGCUCACCCUCGUCGUCGAACCACGUGGUGUCGCCGACGGGGUCGCCCCGCCGGAGGAGAGCCAUUUAGGCGCCACCGGCACAACGGCGCUCCACACCACAUUAUAGCUGAGUCUCCUCAGCUAUCGCCGCCAGUCGUCACACGGGCUACGCAAACGGACCGGCGCAGGGUUUCCUCGGCCGCGCGACCCUCCACCACGAAAACGACUCGCCUCAUCCGAACGGACGCAAUCAGCUGGCCGCACCUCCUCGGCUUUCAACCGACGCGACAAUUACGGUAACAGAAAACACCUGGGAAACGCGUUCCAGCUUUGCACAUGGCUUCCAGUUUAUAACCUCACGGGCUAUUCGUACUUCAUAAUCAGCGCUUCGAUCCUUUCAGGGAAGCAGUGUGUUGCGACCGGUCCCCACCUGGUGCCCCCCCUUUCCCCGGCCGGAGCCGAGACCAUGGGUCGCACGUCGAUAGUCGGGCCCCCUUCGUCCGAGGGGGCCCGCGAGGCUGAGCGCGUCUCCUCCUCGGCCGCCACCAAUGGCGUCGCGAUGAACGGGGCCGAUUCAGUUGCCAUGGAGCCGCCGAGAGACGACGCCGAGGAGCGCCAGCUCGUCGAGUCUAUGGCGCGCCACUACCGGGGUCUCCUCGAGAAGGUGGGCGAGAACCCCGACCGCCAGGGGCUGCGCCGGACCCCCGAGCGAGCCGCCAAGGCCAUGCUCGCGUUCACCUCCGGUUACAGCCAGGACGUGAGAGAUGUAGUCAACGACGCCGUGUUCCUGGAGGACCACGACGAGAUGGUCAUCGUCAAAGACAUCGAGAUGUUUUCGCUAUGCGAGCACCACUUAGUGCCCUUCAUCGGAAAGGUGUCCAUCGGGUACCUGCCCAACAAGAAAGUGCUGGGCCUCAGCAAGCUGGCCAGGAUUGUGGAGGUGUUCAGCAGGAGGCUCCAAGUACAAGAGCGGCUAACGAAACAAAUUGCGAUGGCAGUAACAGAAGCAGUCGGUCCCACCGGUGUGGGAGUGGUGAUACAAGCAACGCACAUGUGUAUGGUGAUGCGCGGCGUGCAGAAAGUGUCAAGCAAGACCAUCACGAGCUGCAUGCUGGGAGUGUUCCGGGAGGACCCCAAGACGCGCGAGGAGUUCCUCAAGCUCGUGCUCGGAGGCCAGUGAAUGCGAG